This is a messenger RNA of Drosophila albomicans, 1895 nucleotides long. RefSeq names its product GTPase-activating protein RacGAP84C (gene RacGAP84C). The transcript has 3 exons. The record is from RefSeq and is a predicted model, not a curated record. Lineage: Eukaryota; Metazoa; Arthropoda; Insecta; Diptera; Drosophilidae. Bases 346 to 1410 code for a protein of 354 amino acids. Gene Ontology annotation, biological process: signal transduction.
GUCAAACAUAGAGAAAAUAAUUUAAUUUUUUCGCUUCCAUUCAACUCAACGAUCAACAGUAUUCUGCUGUUGUUCUUAUUGAACAGUUGCAGCUCAGAAGAAACAGCGAAACCACAUUCGACGAACUGAAGUCUUUCCAGAAAAAUAUUGGACACACAGCUGACUCAAUGAGUAGUUGCAGCUGAUUUAGUCAAGAAACAUAUACAUGUAUGUACCGAGAAGUCUAGUGUAUAUACUAAAGAAGUAUAUCGCAAGUUGGCGAUAACUGGAAGAGAAAACAGACGUUGUGCAUGUCGACUGUGUGGCAAGUUGUCUUUUUAUUAUUAGCUGCCGCAACGCGCCGAGAUGCAGACCAGGGACAGAAUUCGACGCGAAUAUAAUUCAUAUAAUGACCUGAGCAGACAGUUUUGCAUGUACGAUGACCAGUCAAUGGAUUCGCUGGACGAUCGCAUCGAGAUGAAUCCAAAUGGAUGCGAGACUGAUUGCUACACUCUCUGCCCGUGUCCCCAGCCAUCGUUGCUGCUGCUGCGCCAGCACAACUUCAAGCUCAAGGUUUAUUACUCUAAUGUGGGCAACUGCGUGCAAUGCAACAAACGCAUUCGCUUUGCAGUAGCCAGUUUGAGGUGUCGGGAUUGUCCGCUGCGUUGCCACACGGAAUGCUAUGACCAACUGACCGUUAACUGCAUACCCCAACCUUUGAUCAGCUCGAAACGUGGCCACUUGAGUGACUUUGCACCCGAUGCGGCGCCCAUGGUGCCUGCUUUGAUUGUGCAUUGUGUGACGGAGAUUGAGGCACGCGGCUUGGAGCAGGAGGGUCUGUAUCGCGUCUCCUCCACCCGAGAGAAGGUGAAGCGUUUGCGGCACAAGCUGCUGCGUGGCAAGACAACGCCGCAUCUCGGCAACAAGGAUACUCACACCCUCUGCUGCUGCAUCAAGGACUUUCUACGCACCCUUCAGCGUCCACUAAUACCCGUGAUUCACAGACACGACUUUGUACUGGCAACCCAACAGAACGAUCCUCUGGCUGCCGAGGAGCAAUUGUAUCUGGCUGUCGUUGAUCUGCAUCGGGCACAUCGCGACACCUUGGCGUUUCUUAUGCUGCAUUGGCAGCGCAUCGCUCAGAGUCCGGCCGUCAAGAUGUCUAUCAAUAACAUCGCCGUCAUCUUUGCGCCCACACUCUUUGACGACGUCGAUCUCAAUCUGAGCAACGUGGUAAUAUGGCAGCAAGUCCUGAGAGUGUUGCUCUUGCAGCCGCCAGGCUUCUGGGCGCAAUUCCUGGAGGUGGACUCACUGAUGCCUGCGUGUUCGCUGGACGACGACGAGUGGAAACGCGAGAGCAAUCAUUCCCCCAGCGUGCAUUGGCAAUCGGUAAAAACGUAUUUUAGAUCUAUGGUAAAUCUUGCAGGCUGAGAAAUGGAAUGAUUGAAUGAACCGCCGAUCGAAAAUGAAGAAGUCAUAAAAAUACCUGGCAAAGUUUAUUUUGACUUCAUCGAAACUUAACCACUUUGAAUGAAACCAAUAAUUGAAUACUUUAUUAUAAUUCGUCGAGUUUCCAUUAAUACCAAAGUAUAAUUUAUUGUAAACUCAGGAAAUGCUAUUCAAGUUCUCUUAAUUUAUGCAAGCAUUUCAAAUUUAAAUUUCAAUUCACGCUACUGAUGAGUGGACACAGACAGCCACAGUCGAACAGAUAGAAAAGAAAAAUCAGAGAAAGAGAGAGAGAGAGAGAGGGAGGAGAGGAAUUUAAAAAAAUGUUGUAAAAUUAAUAUUUCCCUUGGACAUUUUGUAUGUUGUUUAUUAUUUAUAUUAUUUUAAGCAGAAAGCAAAACACAUAGUGGAAUAUUUGUACGUAAAUAAAUAAGUUGCUUAAAGCGUUAAUACAAUAACAAAUGAAAAUG